AUGGGAGUUGCCAGCUUCCUCGUCAUCCUGCUGGCCGCGGCCUUCGUCGGAGGGAGGACGGCGGUGGAGGCGCACAACAUAACGGCGAUCCUUGGCGGCUUCCCCGACUACAGCCUCUACAACAGCUAUCUCAGCCAGACAAAGGUUGCCGAUGAGAUCAAUGCUCGGGAGACUGUCACUUGCCUCGUCCUCCCCAAUGGCGCGAUGUCCUCUCUCGCCGCGAAGCGGUCCCUCGUCGCCAUCAAGGCCGCUCUCCGCCUGUUCACGCUGCUCGACUACUUCGACGCGCAGAAGCUCCACGAUAUAUCCGGCGGCACCGUGCUCUCCACCACGCUUCUUCAGACCACCGGGGUCGUCCAUGGGAACCUCGGCUUUGUGAACAUCACGGAUCUGAAGGGCGGGAGGGUUGGAUUUGCGUCCGCCGUGCCUGGUUCGAAGUUCGAUUCCUUGUACACCAAAUCCGUGAAGCAGAUACCCUACAGUAUUUCCGUGCUUGAGAUCAGCGCUCCGAUAGUGUACCCGGGCCUCCUCGACUCCCCUACCAAGUCCGAUGCCAACGUGACUGUGCUCCUCGAGCAGGCCGGCUGCAAGACCUUCUCCGGUCUCAUCGUCACGUCUGGGGUCCUGAAGAACUACCAGUCCGCCAUGGCCAAUGGUCUCACCGUGUUUGCGCCGAAUGACGAGGCCUUCAAGGCCGCGGGUGUGCCGGAUCUCAGCAAGCUCAGCAAUGCCGACGUCGUGACGCUGCUGGAGUAUCACGCUGCGCCGGACUAUCUUCCCAAAGCGUCACUUAUGAUGUCCAAGGUCCCCAUCAGGACCCUCGCCUCCGGCGGCUCCGGCAGGUACGAGCUGACGGUGACGACGCGCGGAGACGACGUGACACUGAACGCCGGAAUGGACACCUCGAGAGUGGCAAGCACCGUGAUAGAUGAUGCUCCGUUCUGCAUCCUCACCGUCGACAGCGUUCUACUUCCCGCGGAGCUCUUCGGGAAGGGCCCCAACCCUGCUCCUUCGCUGGUUCCGACCGUCUCUCCCUCGCUCCCACCGACUGCUGUGGCGCCGUCUCCCUCAACAGUAAAUGCAAAGGCACCAUCGCCGGAGCGGCCAUUGUCGCCGCCGGCCCCGCCCAUGGAGUCCCCCGGUGAGUCACCAGUGGAUGCACCGGAGGCUGCGGCGGACAGCAAGGGGGAGCCCACUGGGGGCACCGCAGAUCCCUCCGUCCCGGUAUUCUUGGUCUUGACAGCAUUCGGAUCGAUCCUGUUGUUAUCAUGA
This is a messenger RNA of Spirodela intermedia, 1272 nucleotides long. The record is from the annotation of a GenBank genome assembly. NCBI's taxonomy places the organism in Eukaryota, Viridiplantae, Streptophyta, Magnoliopsida, Alismatales, Araceae.